AUGGGUACAACUAAGAAAGAAUGGAAACAGAAAACAUCCUUAGGAAAGGGCAAAGGAAUGGUUAUUGAACCAGGGAAUAUGAAAAUCCAGGCUUCACCCAUUCUUAAGGCCUCUAUUAACAUUGAGACUUGUAAUAAGUUUGCUAGCCUUGUGGUUGAUCUUUCUGGGAUACAGGAGAACGUCAUGGAGAAAUCAGCUUCCCCGAUGAAAAGCCUCCUAAGUAGCAAAGUGAAGAACAUUGAUGGAAUUCCAAUUGGUACAACUAGAAUGAAGAAACAAAAACAAAAAUCUCCUAACCAAGGGAAAGUUGGGGUUUCUGAAGCCCAGGGAGAUAAGGAAAUUAAAGAUGAGGCAGUGGAUUAUUUCCAAAACUUGAUGGGUAGGAGAAGCUCUCAGGAUUCUUAUAGAACUAUCGCUAUACGGAACAUUUUGCAAAGCACCAUUACAAGGGAGCAAUCUCAGAUCAUUAGUAAUGAAGUUACUGGGGCUGAAAUUAAAGAAGUUUGA
Ilex paraguariensis (yerba mate) is the source of this 507-nucleotide messenger RNA. NCBI's taxonomy places the organism in Eukaryota, Viridiplantae, Streptophyta, Magnoliopsida, Aquifoliales, Aquifoliaceae. The record is from the annotation of a GenBank genome assembly.